AUGCCGCGCGAGAAAGGCGGGCCGCUGUCAUCCACUUCGAGGGCGGCCGUGUCGCUGCCGCUGAAGCGCGGGCGGCCGUCGCUGUCGGAUCUCAUUCUCCGCGCCGUCUGCUUGUCCACGGCCCGCAAAGGCGCUUCGUUAGCCCUCAUUAAGAAGACGCUCGCCACUGAUGGCUACGACGUGGUGAGGAACGGGGGCCGCUUGAAAGCGGCGGUCGGUGCGUUGGUCAACAAAGGGCUCCUGCAGCGGGUGACGGGUAGCGGUGUCGCCGGUUCGUUCCGUAUCGGUCGUGUCGGUAAGGAGCGAGUGGAGGGAGCUGGGCGGCGCGGGAGGGCGGCCGGUGAAGCCCGUCAGCGCCCCGCCGGGAAGAUGAAGGGGCCGAGGCGCGGUGUUAAAGCUACCGCGCAGCGGUUGAAGAAGCCGAGGAAACCGCGGGGAAAGGCGGCGGCGGCGGCGGUGGUGGCAGCAGAGGAAGCGGUGGCCGGGGGUGUGGAGGAGGCCGGGGGUCCUCCUGCGGCGGCGGCUGAGGUCGAGACUUAG
Gymnogyps californianus (California condor) is the source of this 540-nucleotide messenger RNA. RefSeq names its product histone H1B-like. Gene Ontology annotation, cellular component: nucleosome. Gene Ontology annotation, molecular function: structural constituent of chromatin; DNA binding. Lineage: Eukaryota; Metazoa; Chordata; Aves; Accipitriformes; Cathartidae. The coding region runs from base 1 to 540 and encodes 179 amino acids. The record is from RefSeq and is a predicted model, not a curated record. The transcript has a single exon. Gene Ontology annotation, biological process: nucleosome assembly.